Molecule: messenger RNA, 2621 nt
Organism: Darwinula stevensoni
Lineage: Eukaryota; Metazoa; Arthropoda; Ostracoda; Podocopida; Darwinulidae
Source: the annotation of a GenBank genome assembly
CCUUUUUUUAUAUUUCAAUAGGGGAAAUCGUAUCAGUUAAGCUCUUCUGGUUCUCAUCUGUGGCACAUUUAUGAUGGAUGAUGACUGGGAUGCAGAUACCUCCUCAGGAACAGGGAAGAGCACUAUGAAUGGUUCCAUCCCUGCAUCACAAAACAACCCGUCGUAUGGAAGCGGAUUCGGUGCCCGUGGACGAGGUCGUGGAGCCCAAAAUGGUACAAUGGAUGAUUCGUGGGACGAGUUGGAUAAAGGUGGGCUAAACUCCUUCACAUCGGGAGGAGGGGGAUCAACUGGUGGUGCCAACUACUUCUCCGGUAACUUUAGUGGAGGAAGUUUUGGACAGGAUGAUUCUGGAUGGAAAGACGAGAACCAGAGGAGCUUUGGCAACGGUGAUAGACAGGGUGGUCGUGGUGGUGGUGGAGGUGGGAGAGUCGAGGUGGCGGUGGUGGUGGUGGUCGUGGGUGCUUUAAAUGUGGUGAGGAAGGUCACAUGUCCCGAGAGUGCCCCAAGAGUGACAGUUCAGGUGGACGAGGGGGAGGAGGUGGUAGCAGGGCCUGUUAUAAGUGUAAUCAGGAAGGCCACAUGUCCCGUGACUGCCCUAAUGGUGAUAGUGGAGGUGGGGGGAAUCGUCGUGGCUUUGGUGGAGGCAGCUCUUACGAAAAUGGAGAAAGUGGAGGUGGUGGAAGUCACAGGGAAUGAUCCACCGUUUCAUAUUGAAACAUUUGAAUCUUCAUUUCUUCGAGAGAUCCUUUUGGAUAACGUGAGAAAGGCCAAUUAUAAGAAGCCCACUCCAGUGCAGAAGUAUGCCAUCCCAAUUGUGAUGUCAGGCCGGGAUCUCAUGGCCUGUGCUCAGACCGGAUCUGGAAAAACUGCUGCUUUCAUCUUGCCAAUCCUACAUAAGAUGCUGGCUGAUGGGAUUGAUGGAGCAGCUUACAACAUCCCCCAAGAACCAUAUGCUGUGAUCAUGUCACCAACUAGGGAACUGGCCAUCCAGAUCUACAAGGAAUGCUGCAAGUUCUCCCAUGGCUCCAUAAUUCGACCCCAGAUCUCCUAUGGUGGCACCAGCUCCUCCUAUCAGUCCAAGAAAAUCAUUAAUGGAUGUCACAUAUUGGUGGCUACUCCAGGACGACUCUUGGACUUUGUUGAUAAGGGAACUGUUAGUUUCAAGAAGGUGAAGUUCCUGGUCUUAGAUGAAGCUGAUAGGAUGUUGGACAUGGGCUUCAUGCCAGAAGUCAAGCGAAUGGUCCAUCAUCCAUCCAUGCCUGAUAAGGGGGAAAGGCAGACGCUGAUGUUUUCGGCCACAUUCCCAGAAGAGAUCCAACACUUAGCCCGAGAAUUUCUUAAUGAUUACCUUUUCUUGGCUGUUGGGAUGGUAGGAUCAGCCAAUGAAGAUGUUAGACAAGACUUUUUCCAAGUUGAAAAGCACAAUAAGAGGGAGAAACUCAUGGAGAUAUUGAAUGAAUGUGGGAAGACAGAGAAAACCCUUGUAUUUGUGAAAGAGAAGCGAAUGGCCGAUUUCAUUGCUACUUACACAAGCACCCAGGGGCUGCCAACAACGUCCAUCCAUGGAGAUCGUCUUCAGCGGGAACGUGAGGAGGCCUUGGCUGAUUUCAAGGCAGGGCGCAUGCCAAUCCUGGUGGCUACUGCUGUUGCUGCACGAGGGUUGGAUAUCAAGGAUGUCGCACACGUCAUAAACUAUGACUUGCCUGAGGGCAUAGAUGAAUAUGUCCAUCGCAUUGGUCGUACUGGGAGAGUGGGAAACCUGGGCAGAGCCACUAGCUUUUUCGACAUGGAGUGUGAUAUUCCUUUGGCACGACCCUUGGCUGGUCAGAAUGUGCCAGAUUGGUUGGAGAGGUGUGCCCAAUCAUCCACAAGCUUCAGCAGUGGAGGUCCAAGCAGCCGGUACGGUGGCAGAGACAUCCGUCGCUUUGGAGGAGGUGGUGGUGGAGGAAAUCGAGGAAACCGAGAUGGGGACGACUUCGGUGGCAGUGGAAAUGCUGGAGGUGGAAGUGGAAACUCAUACAAUCCGCCUCAACAGGAGGAGGAGGAAUGGGAUUAGUCUGGAUUGCAAUCCUCUUUUUGUUCUUGUAAAACAAGACUUCUCCCCUACUUUCGACUUGAAAGAAUUCUCAUCGUUAUUGUUUGGUUAGACCUGAUUUGGGUGAAUACAGAAAAAGAAAAAAAAGCAAAGAAAUUUGGUCUUCCAGAGAGAGUAGUCGCUUCAUGAACCAGGCAGUCAUUCUCAGUUGCAUCUCGGUGUUGACUGUGAUCGUUGAGCCUGUUUGGUCGAACUGGAACUGAUUUUGUCGCGGUACUAAAAGUCUCUGUGACUGACUGCCUGUGCCUCUCCCGAGAAAAGGUUUUUGCACGGUCUGUGCGGGGCCAGGAGAAGUGCCAUGGAAGAGGCUGCUCGGUGAUCAGAAAUUCAAAUUAUUCAGUUCGUGUAUCUCCUUUGUCUGCACUUGUUUUGCCAGCUAGUCCAGAUUUCUUGUUUCUUUUGAUAUCCAUUCCAGAAGGACUGCUGUUCUCAUGACCAAAAUAAACUACCUUUACAACAGGGGACUUGUGUUUUUCGUGCCAAAUGGUGAAACACUGGACGGUAAAUUUGUGGAGUUGUGCCGGAU